Molecule: messenger RNA, 3467 nt
Organism: Rhagoletis pomonella (apple maggot)
Lineage: Eukaryota; Metazoa; Arthropoda; Insecta; Diptera; Tephritidae
Gene: Dtg
Source: RefSeq, a predicted model, not a curated record
UUUCAGUUCUUCACGUGUAUUGGACGCGAACGGUUCAAGAAGAGACCAUCGUUAGUUUUUCAAUAAAAAGUUUAGGAAAAGAAGACACAGCAAUAGAUAUAGAAAUAUUCGUAUCUAGAACAGAUUUGGUUAGAAGGAAAAUAUGUACAAGUGCUUAAAGUUGGAGUGGCAAAGGUGUUUGUAGCCACAUAUGGUGCGUAUAUAUACCUACAUACAAAAAAUAAAUAAAUAACACAAACCAAUCAACUACCGGCAAUAAUGACGAGAGCUAACAAAACAACAAAGUUAAGCCACCAGAAACAAACUAAGAAAUUCAGCUGCGACAACAAGUUUUAUACAAACCUCGACAGCAAAACAUCAUGGUGGCUUCGCAGCCACCACAAUACAAGCGAAGACAUGAAUGGCACCAACGAUAAUUGCAGCUGCCACAAAGAAAGACGUUGCAACAGGUUAACCUGUUGUCGCUAUGACACCACCGGCUCCAGAUUCAAAAGCAGCAAUCGCGAAGGUUGGCAACUGUAUGUCUUGAUGGUUGUUCUGUGGAUAGUAGUGCCAUUCCUGUCAGCUGCUUCAGUCGAGGCAGUUCCAGUAGAUACAAAUGCCACCACCACCAUUCCAUCACCGCACGCAGUCGACGAAGUUGAAUUCACCACUGUUAUUACCCCACAAUUAGCCAAUAUCCAAACCACUGUCACCAUACGUGAAAAUGAAAGCGACCAGAGCCAAGAAGCAACGAAUGCGGAAAUCGCUAUUGUGAAUGAAACGGAAGCAAUUUCAUUCAACGUCACCAGUACGAAUCACUCCAAUUCAACGAUAUCAUUAAACGCGCCACAAGAAAUUAAUAAUGAAAUCUCGCAAACUGUCAAUGAGGGCACGACUACAGAAGUUAGGGACACACCAGAGUUAAUCAAUCCAAAAUUCGAAUAUACUGAAACCUUACUUACCGGAAAUCUCGAGGAGACCAUACGUAAUUCAGUUAAAAAUGAAAUUGAGUUUGAACACGAUAUUGGAUCUGCUGUGGCUGAACAUCUUCAACAGGCUGCCGCUCUAGAGGAGCUGCAAAAACACAGUGAAGAGCUCUCGGCUGAACAAAAUGCAAAGCAUCACGACAAUGCCGAACAGAGUGAUGCUGCUGAUGUAGUAACAGAAUUGACAUCCACUACUACAGUGGCUACAGAUAGUACUUCAGCUGGAUAUUCUUCGUCCGCAGAAACAGAUCUUUCAAUAUUCUUUCCCGCACAAGCCGAAGGCCGGCCAACGACAGAACAGAAUCUUACGGGCAGCCAAAGAGAUGACAGAAAUCUGAAUGUAAAUGCAAACGAAAAUUUCGAAAUUUUAAACGAAAAUGCUGUUGCAGAAAAUGAGAUCAACGAAGAUGGUGAAAUGCAAAAUAUUGAACGAGAGAAAAACGAAAAUCAUGAUAGACUACUUGGAGAAGUUAAAAACACCACAUCCAUUACGCUGGAUCCUACGUGUGAGGCAAAGCUCUACACACAUGACUCUAACGAAAUAACUGAAGACGGUGUCCAAUCGCACCAAAAGCUUGACAAUUCUCAAGAGAAUAACGAUAAGGCAGAUAAUUCUAGUGAAAGUCAGGAAAGUAUUUAUGUCGAAACUGAAAAGAGGGACAAUGCUGAAAUCAAUAUCAGCAAAUUAUCAGAUGACUUGAAAGAAAGCCUUAAGACAACUCAAAAAGGCAUCGCUGAUGUUGAAACCGAAGAGGAACACAUCGCAACAGAGAUUACGCCAGUUGAAGGAGAUACACCAUCGCUAUCUAUAGUUUUGAAUGAGAACCUUACGGCUACCGAACCCGUCGAAGCAUUAGAAAAUGCUCCACUGGAAGAACUUAUACACUUCGAGGAGAGCCAGUCUUUGCUUAACGAGCAAACCGACACAACUGUUGAGCCCGAAGCUGUAAAGAGUGCGCAUAUUGUGAUCAAAAAGCCAGGUGUAGAAUUAGAGGUAGAUCGAAUUGAACCCCUACAUAUCGAGGUACAGGAAAAAGCCACCAUCACAGCAGACAUAGAGCAGGAACAAGCGGAGGCAAACGAAAACUAUGUUGAAGAGAAAACCGCUGGAACGACUUUAAAUCCGCUUGUAGAAGGUGAUGGUAUUGAAAAAUUACAAGGCAUACAAAGCGAGGAGAGCACCAACAAAGAAACUGCGACUCAAUUGGAACUUAAAAUGGAAAAAGAAGCCCUCUACGAGCCCCUAGUGAAUAAUGAAAUACGUGACGUAGAAAUCAACUCCGAAAAUGACAAACCCAGCGAAGCUGAAUAUAAAAUUGACUCAGCACAAAAUGAACUUAGCGACCCAGCGCAGCAAAAGAUUGAUGACAAUACCGAUGCAACAACAACUAAUGAGCUUCAUGCACAAUUUGAGGAGAAAGCAGAUGAUCUUAAGGAAAACCAAUACCUUAUCCAAGCCAGCAAUGAGCUUGAUCACCAUGAGGUCCAAUCAAUCACAGCUCAGACGCAUGCUGUUGCAAGUGAACUCACAGUUCAAGAGCCAGUGACAGAGGACAGCAGCGUAGAGUCGAAAAGCCUUGCCUCGACAACAACAGCACAGUUGGAGCAAUUACACAUUUCACUUUUUAGCACAACACCCAACCCCAAGUCCGAAACUCAAGGAACCGCUACCCAAACGUCAACUGAGUCACAAGCUACUACCGCAGCAAAAGAGUUCGAAGCAUUCGAAGAUGAAAGCAACAGUACCGACGACCCAAAUAUAGUGCCGAUUUUGGUGGGUGUUAGCGCUGCACAGGGUGAUGUCACCGCCUCAACGAAAGGUUCACGCUCCAUUAACAAACAUCAUCCGAUGCUGUUUAAAACUGUGGACGCCACCCUUGCCGCAGUGAUGUUCGACUCUUUUCCACCACAAGACGCCGAUCAGAUGUUCAAUGAUCAUUCGGCUGCAGAGAGUGGUGGCAUCAUUGGUAAGCCGCUGCCAGCGCGUAGCGUUAGUGAAGUGAUACCCUCUACGCUCUUCACGCGCUCCGGUCUAAUCAUUGUGGUUUGCUCCAUAUUUGCGUUCAUGUUUGUGCUUGCAUCGGUGGUAGGCUUCCUCAUUUCGUUCCAACGUCAGCAUGGUACAUUAGAUAUUGAGAUGCAGGAACAACGUUGUGGCAAGGAUAAUCUCGACGAGGAGGACGAAGAAGCUGGCACAUGUACGCGACUGCUGGAAGUGGAGUUGCCCAAAUCAUCGAUAGUAACGGUUGCAUGCGAGGAGAUGGAGGAGUGUUUGUAGGAGGAACAUUUCAAGUAGUACAUACAUACAUACAUAUGUAGUUAAUUUGCACUCAAGAGCGCGGCACAUACUGUAAAUAGAUAUAGACAUACAUACGAUAGUAUGUUUACAUUUUGCACACACACUCAUACACCCAUAGUCAGUUAUGCUUACAUAUGUAUGCACAUUAGGGUGGUCCAAAACUGCAUGUGAAAUAUUGAUUUCUACGAAAAGAUGUUUUU